UUUCCCAUCGAUUCACACACCCAGUAAAGGCCAUAAUAUGGAGCCCGUCUAUCCAGCUGCGCCUUUGGAGGCGCCCAAGGGAUCCGAAGCCGCUGUGCAGCAGUCGGCAGCGGAGCACCAACAGCUCCUGCCUCCGGCGCCACCGAGCUACGACCAGGCCACAACCAUUCCGGCCGAGACCACGGGACCAGCUCCGGACAGACCAGCCUCGACGGUCCCCAGCAGCACCGCCCAGCACACGGUUGUGGUGGUGCCCAGUUCACCCUACGGCCCGGAACCCAUGGAUGUGCAAUGCCCUCAUUGCCAUAACUACGCCCGCACACGGGUCUCCUACCGCCCCAAUUCGCGCACCCAUCUGAUAGCCCUGAUAUUGUGCCUGUUCCAGUUGUACUGCUGUGUGUGCCUGCCGUAUUGCAUUUCCAGCUGCAUGAACACGAAUCACUACUGUGGCAUGUGCGAUCGUUAUUUGGGCACCUACGAUCGCAAAUGAGAUACAAAGGAGUUCUGCAAUUUGUACACAUUUUCUUCAAGUAAUUAGUUAAUAAAUGGUCAGCAGCAAGCCAACUGAACCAAAA
Drosophila subpulchrella is the source of this 575-nucleotide messenger RNA. RefSeq names its product lipopolysaccharide-induced tumor necrosis factor-alpha factor homolog. Gene Ontology annotation, molecular function: zinc ion binding. Lineage: Eukaryota; Metazoa; Arthropoda; Insecta; Diptera; Drosophilidae. The transcript is spliced from 2 exons. The coding region runs from base 38 to 490 and encodes 150 amino acids. The record is from RefSeq and is a predicted model, not a curated record.